AUGGCUUUUGAAAUUAAUAAAAUAAUAUUUUUGUUGUUUUUAUUUGUUUAUUGUUCAAUUUCUGUUGAAAAUGAAAGGAGGGAAGAUUCAACACCUCUUUUGUGGAUUUUUGAUGAUAAAGGGUUGUUACGAAAAGAUUCUGUUAUUGGUACACCAAUACAAUUUGAUGGGCCAAUUAAAGUUAAUCCUUCUUUAAAAGAACAAAAUCACCAUCAAUUAAUUAAUGUUUUUGUUUAUGAGCCUUUUUUACUUCGAAAAUAUUUUAAUAUUUCCCCUCCAACACCUCUUCGGGCAGGACAAUCUUUUAAAUUAAUUCUUGCCCAACAAUUAAAACAAUAUAUGGAUGUUGAUUAUUUAAAUAUAACUUUACAAGCACAAUUAAUUGAAAAUAAUAAUCAAACUUCACAACUUCGAGUAGAACAAAAAGAAUUACAAAUUAAAUUAAUUGGGGAAGAAAAUAAAAAUAAUAAUAAAGAAGAGGAAGAAAAAGAAAAUAAUAUUUUAAUUGCUAAAAAGGAUUGCAAUAAAAUUAGAAACACUUCAGAAUUAAUUAUUUCUUUUAAAAAUAAUUCUUUUGAAUGUUUCCCUUUUAAUUUAAAUAAUAAUAUUCAAUUAUUUAUUGAAAAUGAGGGAGAUUUUGGUAUUUCAAAACAAAAUGUUUUUAAAAUAAUUGAAGAAGAGGAAGAAGGAAAGGAAGGGAAAGAAAGUUUAAAUUAUUCUUUUAUUAAAAACCAAUUUAAUAUCCAAAUAAUUUCCUCUUCAAAACAACUCCCACCAACAAUUUCCCCUCCAACAACAAUUUUAAUUUCUUUUAUUCACCCAACAAUUGAAAAUAAAAUAAAUUUAUUUGAAUUUUUUAUUGAAGAAAAUGAAAAAAAUAAAAAUUUAAAAAAAUUUUUGGAAAUAAAUAGAAGGAGUGGGGCUUUGAUUUUUAAGGAUUUAAAUGUUGGAAUUGAAGAAUUGGGAAAGAAUGAGGAAGGAAUUAUUGAAUUUAAUGUUAUUUUAAAGAGUAUAUCUUCUUCAAUUAUUUAUGAUAAAGCUUUAAUUAUAUUGAAAUUAAAAGAAGAAGGAAGAGGAGGAAAAGAAGGAGAAAAGAAAAAUGAAAUAUUUUAUUUUUUUGAAAGGCCAAUUUAUGCAUUUGCUGUUGAUCCAUUUAAUAUAAAUAAUUAUUUUAAAGGAAGAAAACUUUUAAUUGGCCAUUUAAAUUAUUUAAAUAAAACAAAAAUUAAAGAAAAUAAAAAUACAAAUAAUUAUUUAAAACCUAAAUUUGUACUUUCUGAAGGAGGGGAAGGGUUUUUUAAUUUUGAAAGAGAAGAAGGGGAAGGAGGAAAUUCUUCUGGAAUUUUAAUAUAUAAUGGACCUAUUGGACAGUUUAAUAGAAAUUAUACUUUAAAGGUCCUUUUACUUUCUGAUCACUUUAUCGACUCUGCAUUAGUUCAUGUUUUAAUACCUGGAAUUGGCUCUUCUUCCCCAACAUUUCAAAUGCCUUUUCAAAGAAUUAUUGUACAUAAAUAUGGAAAAGACAAUGGAAAUGAGGAAAUAAUAACAGAAAAUAAUAGUUUAUUUACAUUAUCUGCUGAAGAUUCAGACCCGGAUGCUCGUUUAAUUUAUGAAUUGGGAGGAGCUGAAUGUCAGACAAUUUCUGGUAUUUUAAUGAAGGAAGAAGAAUGUCUUGAAUUAUUUUCUUUAUCUCCAAAUGGAACAACUGGCCAAUGGAUACUUUCUUUGGUUGAAAAAGAAGAAGAAAAUGAAAAUAAAAAAAUUGAAUUAGAAAAUAGUUUAGGAGAGGCAUUAUUAAAUAUUUCUGUGAGGGAUGAAGCACAUCCUUUGGAAUCUAGUGGUUCUACACUUGUUCUACUUAAAUUUAUUCAACAAAAUGAAAACCAAAUUAUUAAUAAUUCUGAAAAUAUCAAUUUAAAUAAUAAUUUAACAAUUAAAAAAGAAGAAUAUUUUCCUCCAAUUUUAUUAAAAAUAAAAGAUUCAACUCCAAUUAAUUCUGUUAUUUAUUCUUUUGGAAUUAAUAAUAAUAAACAAAAAUUAUUUUAUUUUUUAUCUGGAUUAAAAAAUAAAUAUUUUUUUAUUGACAAAGAGAAUGCAAUUUUGUCAGUUGUCUUUCCUCUUAAAAAUAUUGCAAAUUCUUUUCAAAAUUUAACUAUCCAAAUAUUUAAUUCUUUAAAUUCAACUUUAUAUACAAAAAUACCUUUUUCAAUUCAAAUAAUUUCUGAAGAAAAAGAAAAAGAUUUUUUAAAUAAAAAUAAUAAUAAUUAUUUUUUAAAAGAAGAAGAAAAUUUAAAUAAAUUUGGAAAUUUAACUAAAAAAUUAUUUUUAAUUAAAAAAGAAAAAGAAGAAAAUGAAUUUAUUGAAUUACCUUUAAAUUGGGAAAAUACUUCAAAUAUUUCUUUUGAUUAUUUAUAUCAAACAAUAAUUAAUAGCACCAUAACCUCCAACAACAACAAAUUAAUUCAAAAUAAUAUUAUUCCUUCCUUAUUUUUUAUUCAAACUGAAAAUAUUGAUAACCAUAUAUCUACAACAUUUCCGUUAACAUUUCCUUCAAAUUUUGAAAAUAAAUUUAAUUUAAAUACCAACAACAGCAACAUUUCAACAACUCCAAUACCAAAUAUUCCAAUAAUUCGAUUACCAGAAAAUUCCCCUAUUGGAACUUUUAUUCUUUCUAUAGAUUUUAAUUUCCCUCCUUCAAAACCUUUUAUUAAAUCUUUGUCUAAUUCUUCUUCGUCUUCAAUUUUUGGAAUUGAACGUCGAACAAUAAAUUCUUUAGUUAUCCGAACAAACCAAUCAUUAUUAAAAGAAAAUCAAAAUGAAGAAGAAUUCCUCCUUCCUCUAAAUUUUGCUUUAAUUUCAAUUAUUGAAAACAAAGAAAUUUUAUUAUAUAAAUUUUCUAUUCAAAUAAUUUCAAUUUCCAAUUGCCAACCUUUCUUAAAUGAAAGUCAACAAUUAUAUUUUAAUUUAAAUGAACAAGAAUUAAUUUCUUCUUCUCACCAAUUAAUUCCAAUUACUUCAAUUUCUGCAAAUAUAAAUUCAAAAGCUAAAGGAUGUCAACAAAUUAAUUAUUAUUUAGAAAAUAAAAAAGAAGAAAAUAAAAAUAUAUUAAUUAAUUUAAAUAACCAAACUGGAUUAAUUUCAAUUUCUCUAUUAAAUAAUUUAACAGAAAAUAAUAAACAAAUUUUUUUAAUUUGUUGGGCACAAAGUGGAAUAUUUAUUUCUUCAAAAAUUCUUUUAAUUAUUCAAAUAAAUAAAAAUAAAACAAUUAAAAAUAAUUUAAAAAUUCCGAAUAAUGGAGGAAUUUCUCCUUUAAUUUUACAAAUUAAUGAAGGAAUUGAAAAAGGAAGUUUAUUGACAACAAUUAAAAAUAAUGGAAAUAAUAAUUAUUUUAUUAAAGAAGAAGAGAGGCAACAAGGAUUAAUUGAAAUUAAUAAAAAUAAUGGAGAAAUCAGAACUUUACGUGAAAUUGAUUUUGAAGAAUUUGGAGAAGAAAGUUUACCUCUACGGUUUUUAAUAAUUAAUGAAAAUAAUUUGGAUGGAGAGGGAAGGAAUGAUGGAAAUUUAGAAUUAUUAAUUAAUAUAAAUAAUUUAAAUGAUAAUAAUCCAAUAUUCGAAAGAAAAUAUUUUAAUUUUGUGUUAGAAAGGGAUAUUGUUUAUGUUGGGUAUAUUAUUGGACAAAUAAAUGCUUUUGAUAAAGAAAUAAAUGAUCAAAUAAUUUAUUCACUAAUUUCUUGUAAUUACUCAUUUUCUCGUCUAUCUCGUCAAAUAAAUCCUCCAAACAAAAUAUUUUCUUUGGAUUCCCAAAAUGGAAUUAUUUCUUUAAAUUCCCCAGUGGAAGAUUUUUCACCUGGAAGUUUAUUUACUUUGGAAUUGUCGGCAGAGAAUUUGGACGGGAGAAAAGCUGAUUUUAAUUCUUUUGUUUAUAUUUGGAUAGUUGAAAGUUCAAAUAUUGUUUCUAUUUUGGUUGAUAAAAGUCCUGUAGAAUUAAAUAAUUUAAAAGUUUUGGAAUAUUUAAAAUUAUUAAACGAAGCAAUUUUUCCUUUAAAUUUACUUUUACAAGAAAUUCGAUAUAAACCGGUAACAGAUUUGGAUGGAAUACCUGCUAGAAAAUCAGCACUUCUACAAACAAUAUUCUUUAAUGGAACUAAAUUAAUUAAUUAUAUUGAAAUUGAGAAAAUUGUUAAAGAUUUGGAUAUUGAGGGAUUGAUUGGCUUUGAAAGGAAUUUAUUACUUUCCUCCUCCUCCACUUCUUCAAUUUUAAAUCAACAAUUAACAACAACAUUAACAACAUCUACUACAAAUUCUUCUCAAUUAUUAUUACCCCUUUCAUUUAUUUUUCUUUUCUUACUUUCAAUAAUUAUUUCUGUUUUAUUUGUUUUAAUUUGUCAACGUAAAAGGCAACAAAAAAUUAAAAAACAAAUUGAAGAAUUAAAUUUAAAUAGAAAAAAUAAUAAUUUUUCUUCUUCUUCCCAAUCAGAUACUUUUUGUGAUAUUUUAUGUAGACAACAACCUUUCCCUCCUCCUUUACAUCAUUUUAUAUUAUCACCACCACCACCACCUCCUCCACCGCCAACACAUUCUUAUGGAAUUGUUGAUUUAUGGCGCCCUUCUCUACCCCCACCACCAACACCUUUAAUUGUUCAAUUAUCCUCUUCUAUUAAAGCAACUUCUGAAAGUCAAUAUUCACAAAAUAAUUCUGAUUAUUAUACUGUACAAGAAAUGAAAAUUGCUCUUUAA
Molecule: messenger RNA, 4737 nt
Organism: Meloidogyne enterolobii
Lineage: Eukaryota; Metazoa; Nematoda; Chromadorea; Rhabditida; Meloidogynidae
Source: the annotation of a GenBank genome assembly